Molecule: messenger RNA, 1020 nt
Organism: Carassius auratus (goldfish)
Lineage: Eukaryota; Metazoa; Chordata; Actinopteri; Cypriniformes; Cyprinidae
Product: leukemia NUP98 fusion partner 1-like
Exons: 4
Coding region: 277-906 (209 amino acids)
Source: RefSeq, a predicted model, not a curated record
CCUAACUGGAGGAAUCUAAUUGCAACUACCGCCAAGCCCAGCCCAGCCCAUCAUAUACAGUCUGGAGUCUGGACUUCAAAUUGCCUUCCACGAAAGAGUUCCUUGGAAGCUCCAGGACAAGCAGCGGCGGCAGCAGCAGUCCCGCCUGACCCAGCUGGAUCAUUGUACGCUCGGCUACACCCUGGUGCGUUUUUUCUUUGCAGGAGACAGGAGCCUCACCGAGAGCUCCGCACACCGGUUCCCAAGCUGUCUCUUCGGCUGCUUCCCGCGUUUAUUAUGGACAAUGAAGAGGACGAUGAUGGGAACUUCACCAAGUGGAUGAGCAGCUACUGGGGGCACGGGGUAGGGGACGAGCAUGCCAAAGAUAGGAAGAGAAGUUUUAGGAGGCCUUCACGCUACAAAGCUGACCGCCGUGCCUCUUUGCCCUGCAUGUCUCAGCUAGAAGCAAUGCAGGUGAAUCAUCACCAUGCUAGCACCAUGGCCCCUGGCCCUGCCCACCUAAAGGGCCGUGAGGAGAAGGAGGUGCACUCUCAUCCUCGUGCCCGCCGUGUAUCUUCAGACGAAAACAGCCGAACCAAAGCGGUGGGACCUGAAUGUCACAUCAGCACCAUUCCAGAGCUCACUGAGUGCUUAGAGAAGAGGCUACGUCUCAAUAACCAGAAGGGUAAUGCAGAUAGCAUAUGUCUUAUUUGCCAUGAAGGACUACGGAAUGGAAGGGGUGGCGUCCAAGAACUUCACUGUGGCCAUCAUUUUCACAAAGAGGCAAAAUGGCCGGAGCCCAGCGCACGUCCACGUAGUGGGAGUUCUGCACCUGCUUGUGAGCGAGGAAAGGAGAUGCCUUUCUGCCCUGGACAAGAGGAAUAUAGCUUACCCCGUCGCCAACUCUCUUUACGUAGACAACGUUGAUUGUUUUUUGUUUAAAAUACACUCUGAAAAAUAAAGGUUCUUUAUAUUUAUUAAUUAGAUAUAAAGAACCUUUACCAUCUGUGGAACAUUUCCAUUGCACAAAAGGUUCUUCAG